UUGCUUUGUUUAUGCCUCUUUUGCUUACUGAAUUCAUUCUCUCUGGUUCUAGUUAUUAAGUCCUGAAAAAGAUCAAAUAACACCCAUUGAGGAAAAAUGUGCCCUCCCAGUAAGAGAAAGGAUUUAUGGGGAUACAGGGCUCCUCCUCCGACUGUAAAAGAGGCCUUCAAUGUCUUAGACAAAGAUGGAGAUGGCAGAAUUGCUUUUAAUGAUCUGCAAGAUUUCUUUCAUACCCACAAACAAAUUUUUCUCAGUAGAAAGGAGAUUCAGUCCAUGAUCUCUGUAGCAGACAAAGACCGUAAUGGGUCUGUUGAGUUUGAAGAGUUUGAGGGGCUUAUGAUGGCAUUGAUGAUGAGGGAAGAAAAAAAUGAAGAAAACAAUGCGUUGGAGGAAGCAUUCAGAGUGAUGGACAGGGAUGGAGAUGGAAUUGUGAGUGUGAGGGAUUUGAAGAGCUUCAUGGGCGAGGCAAUGCAGAGUGUGAAUGAUGAGGAUGUUGUGGAGAUGAUAGAGGCAUCUGGUGCUUCUGCUCGGUCAGGCAUCUGCUACAAGGAUUUUCUGCCUCUCAUGAUGAUGCUGAUUAAUGGACCCCAGUGACUGGCCAAAAUUUUGCAUAAAUGUUCCAACAAAAUGACUUCCAAGCCAAUGGAAUUAGUUUUAUUGAAUGUAAACAGGCGCUUUAUCGAAUGGGUUCUGCAUAAAUCUGUUUAUCAAUGUAUUUCCCAUCGUCCCAAGAAGGAAAAACUGAAAAAUCACAUCAAUCUAUGCAAGGAAUGCUUAUGUUCCCAAUAUAUGUUAAAUGUGUAACAGAGAUCUUUCAAAUGGGUGUAUUUCGCAUUGCCCUAAGAAGGAAAAACUGAAUAAUCACCUCAAUCUCUAUAAGGAAUGCUUAUGUU
Molecule: messenger RNA, 893 nt
Organism: Cryptomeria japonica (Japanese cedar)
Lineage: Eukaryota; Viridiplantae; Streptophyta; Pinopsida; Cupressales; Cupressaceae
Exons: 1
Coding region: 97-594 (165 amino acids)
Molecular function (GO): calcium ion binding
Source: RefSeq, a predicted model, not a curated record